Messenger RNA from Syngnathoides biaculeatus (alligator pipefish), 3351 nucleotides. RefSeq names its product protein kinase domain containing, cytoplasmic b (gene pkdccb). Gene Ontology annotation, biological process: protein phosphorylation. Bases 181 to 1569 code for a protein of 462 amino acids. NCBI's taxonomy places the organism in Eukaryota, Metazoa, Chordata, Actinopteri, Syngnathiformes, Syngnathidae. The transcript is spliced from 9 exons. The record is from RefSeq and is a predicted model, not a curated record. Gene Ontology annotation, molecular function: non-membrane spanning protein tyrosine kinase activity; ATP binding.
AUUGGAUCUCUUUAGAAAGUGUACCUGUGCCUCUAAAAGACAUGUUCAAAUUGUGUUUUAUGAGGUGAUGGGGAUUUGUCGCCUCCUGUUGGUCGGAUUGGGAAAUUGAGCACUAACGUUCAUCAACUCAAACUAGAGGGGCCACCCCGCCACUCUUCCUGCGUGUGCCGUCCGUGGAACAUGCCCGCCGCCGCCGUGGGCAAGUCGCUACGCGCGGCCGCCGUGCUGUCCGUGGCGGUCCUGUCCGUCCUGGUGUGCCUGCUCCUCGGCAGCGUGCAGCAGCUCGGCGGGGGCCGCCAAGAUCUUCUGGAUGAAGAGCUGGCGUCCCUCCGCGCGGCGCUGAGCGACCAACUCGCGCAAAGACGCCGAGAAAUCCUCCCUUUGCUUUCCCCCGGACGCGUCGAGGAGCCUUUCUCCACCUGGGAUUCGAAUCUGUGGGGCGAGCUGACGGGCGGCGGGGCUCCGCUGGGCUGCGGAGCUCUGCGGGACAUGCGGCCGCUGGAGGUGCUCGGCUCCGGGUACACCAAGCUGGUGGUGAAGGUGACGCUGGCCGGAGGAGAGCCGGCGGCCCUCAAGGUGGUCAACGAGCACGGCAUCGACAUGGCCAAGUGCGUGGAGGGAUUCAAGGACCCCCUCGGAUGCCGUCAGCUGGUUUCCUCCAAACUCAGCAAGGAAGUUGUCCUCCUGCACAGGCUGCGACAUCCCAACGUCAUCGAGCUGCGCGGUCACUGCGCCGGAGACUCGGAAGGCCGAGUCACCGCCAUCCUGGAGCAGGGCAACCCUCUCCAGAUGCUGCAGCUGCUCCAGAGCCCCUGGGAGGACCGCUUCAGGGUGUGUCUGGACCUGGUGCGCCUCCUCCACUUCCUGUCGCGCUCCCCACUGGGAUCGGUGGCUCUGCUGGACUUCCAGCCUCGCCAGUUCGUGAUGGUGUCGGGCGAGCUCAAGCUCACCGACCUGGACGACGCCAGCACGGCUGCGACCCCCUGCCGCCGUGACGCCGACUGCUCGCUGCAGUUCCCGCACCGAAAUUUCACGCUGGCCUGCUCGCCCCGCGGACUGUGCGAGGGUCUCAAUGAGAAGAUGAACAUUUACAACGCAUACAGGUACUUUUUCACCUACCUGCUGCCUCACCAGGCCCCGCCCGGCCUCACACACCUGGUGGAGCACAUCAUGAACGCCACAGGUGAGCUGAAAGCCGACAUCAACCAGACGCUGGACGCUUUCGAGCACAUCCUGCGCCUCUACCAGUCCGGCCUGCACCUGGACAAGCUGCCGACAUCUGUACUCCGAGAUUACAACGUGAUGCGAGGCAUGACCACGUCGGGCGACGCGGAGUACCGCUGCUGGCCGUCCUACAGCCAGCAAGGCUGCGUUCUGUCGGUCCACGGCGCCAAAGAGGCUGCACACAUCUGCAACUCGCACUCGCAAUGCACCAGCUUUACUCUGACUGGACAGAAAACAUGGACAGGGCGCCCACUUGCCACGUUCAGGAGCAACUUCAGUCUUCUGGUGCCUGACGAAACCUCCGAGGUGUACGUGAAGAAAAGCACAGCCGUUUUGCUGCGUUGACUUUAUUUGCUGCCUGUUGCGAAGCCAGCUCCCCCGUGGCGGGCUUGGAGGUAAGAAGUCGAGCCGUGGCAGCUCAGCGCAAAAAGCCAGAGGACGAGGAAAGAAAACAAGCUCUUAUUCAAGUACACGCUGGGGCUGAUGCGCUGAGGUGCCAACUGUUUUCUCAUGGCUCUGAGGCUUAGCCGCGCUGUGAUCUGAACGGGACCUUUACAACGCCGCUUUUAACUUGGGAGGCGUGUCUGUUUGUUCAGCUAGUUAGCUUAAUGUUGCUUUUGAAGCUCCAGCCAGGUGGUUCUCGUCGCUCCGUCCAUGGAAAAGAAUGACGGGGAACAUCUCGUUGGCGUGUAAAGUUACAGGCGGGAGCUAAUUCGUGUUGCAAAUUAAGCUAAGGCGUAACCGAGCAUUAUGAUGUCGCAGCUAAGUGAGACCAAGGUAGUUUAUGAUGCUAAAGUCAGGUGCUAAUUAUAGCUUGGGCUUAUGAGCAAAACCCACAGCAACAGCUAGUUUAGCUUGGGGUAGUGUAUGAACCUGCAGCGAGGAACUCAUUGUAGCUCAUCCACUACUAGCUAGAUAGUGCAAGCUAACAUCUGAAGCUACAGACAGGAUUAGUGUAGCAUAUGGAGCUAUAGGCAACAGCUAAUUCAUCAAGAUACCGAAAAAAAACCCUGCCUUUUUACAGAAACACUAAUUAUUACUCAAAGCACAUUUAAAGCUUAAUUAUAUAGCAAUGGUUUACCACAUUGUGAAUAUCACACCAUUGCUAAACGUGUUUAUCUGACUACUUAAUUGUUACCAGACGCACGAAUUAAAGACGGUCGGACUAGCUAAACAAACAGACAUUCAAGACAUUGACGUUUUGGGGCCUGAAACUACAAACACUUGAAAGCCUUUUUCAAAGCAAUGUUUGUUUUUUUUUUUUUUCUUUCUCGUCUCAUCUUGAAAAUGUUAGUCUGUAAAAGGGGAAAUGUGCAGACAUGUUUUGUGUAGAUGUGGUAUUUCAUCCCAAACAACCACAAUAGUGGCCUUCUCCACCAAUGUGUACAUCUACAGUGCUAAUUCAUCAGAUUAAGAGGCAUAACUUACAAAUAUCAAAUCAGUGUACAUCUACGUAGUUUUUCUCAACAAUGUGACAUUGCCAAGUGUUGGCCUGGCAUCCAUAUCGCAACACUUUUUGGCAUGUUUCCAGGUCCACGUGAACAGGAUCCCUUUUUGCUCCCGGGACCGUUUAAACGACGUCAACCCAGGAAAAAUAUUUCUAACUGAAAUAAUAUCCACGUCAGGCAAGUGGUUGGUGAUGUCACUUCAUAAAGAAACACCUAGCAAAUGUGAAUCAGUCAUGCAGCAAUGCUGGAUGUACUCUUUUGGGAGGAGUGCUAAAAAACUAUGACAGUCUGCCCAGGCUUAAUUCAGUUUUGUACUAUUUCUAUUUUUAAACGUGAGCAUUUUUUUUCUUCAAAUGUUCUACUUUGAGAUCUUUUCUCGUUGUUCAAAACAUUCUGCUGUAAAGUGCCACUUGAAACGCUCUGAGCAUUUACAGCGAAAAUCAUUUUCAACCAUUCCAGUUUUUUUGCAUCCUUUAUGUAAAUGAAUUCAUUCCUCCACGGUGUCAUGAUUGAAUCGAAUUGUUCUAACACGAUUGUGGUUUUAGAGUUUUAAGUGCACCUUGUGGGUGAAACCAUUAUUUUCAAUGGAAAAUGAGUGACCUCUUUUGUUUUUUUGUAAUACUGCACCGAAUGCAACUGCAGUCUUAUUUUAUAAAUUUGUACUUAAAUUGCUUCUGUA